This is a messenger RNA of Daphnia magna, 3041 nucleotides long. RefSeq names its product neurofilament heavy polypeptide. Gene Ontology annotation, molecular function: nucleic acid binding; zinc ion binding. Lineage: Eukaryota; Metazoa; Arthropoda; Branchiopoda; Diplostraca; Daphniidae. The record is from RefSeq and is a predicted model, not a curated record. The transcript is spliced from 6 exons. The coding region runs from base 190 to 2940 and encodes 916 amino acids.
AAGCCCCACGGCCCUACCCUAGCCGGCUUGCCUUUGUCUAUCCGAUCCAGUGAAAGAGACAAGAACACCAACUGGCAACUACCAUUUUGGCAGACCGCGUAUUUUAUUCCACCAUUGCUUUCCGCUCUCGAAGGUAACCACGUGUCUGUUCCUGCCACAGAAGAUUUCAACAAAAAAAAUCGCGCAAUAAUGACUCGUUACGCCAGAGCAAACGGUUCUAAAUCAUGUAAUGCUCGUGUGAGUGCAGAUCCGACACCGUGGUCUGAAAUGGUAUCCCCUAACAAGCGCGCAGCCGAGAGCAUCGAUGACGAUGACGUUACAACUCCUAAAAAAGAGAAAAAAACUCCCAAGAAGACUCCUAAAGUUGUCAAACUUGAUCCUGGGACACCAAAAUCACUAGCUGUUCUUAAGAGUCCAGUUCAUGAAACUUCACCACUAGUAGCUACAACAUCUGCUAAAAAAGUUUUUCGGAAAACUCCAGCGAAGCAGAAGGACACCAGCUCUGUUAAUACUCCUGGAAAUGCUAGCACCCCACAAGCAGGAAAGCUUUCACAACCCAGUCCAGUUCAAACAAGGUCUGCUCGAAAGAAGAAAGCUGAAAUUAAUGCAACACUGGGUACCCCAAAUAGUAAGGCAGUUUCUCCAACUAAAACUGUCAAAGGAAAAAAUCUUAACUCAAAGACAACACCAAAAACCCAGAAAAGUACUCCUAAGGCUAAAGGAAUGAAAAAUAGCAAUAAAGAAGACUUUAAACUUGAGCUUGAUGAUGAAAUGGAUUCUGAUGAUUUGGAUUCUGAUGACAAUAUGGUUGCUGAUCAUGAUUCAGAUGAUAUUGAUUCAGAUGAUGAAUUUAUAGAUGAAGAGCAGGCUGCAAAACUUAAAGCAGAACUUCAAUCUAUCAUCAACAAACCCGUCAAUAGCAAGUCAAUCCUGAAGAGCACGAAAACACCGAUUAAGGUAACGAAAGCGGCCGAGACUCCAAUGAAGGAAUCCCAUGUAUCCCAAAAAAGCCCAAUUAAGGCGGCCACGUCGACAGCCAAUACCCCCGCCAAAGAGACAUCUGAGUUGGGUGACACUGCAGUUAACGGAACCUCUUCUGCAGUAAAGAUGAUUAAGACGGAAGCAUCUUCUCCCGUGAAACAGGAAGCUCUUCGUACUAAAACUCCGACUAAGCAAACUCCAGCGAAGCAAACUGCGUCUCCAGGAACUCCAAAAGCAAUUCCUGCUUCGAUGAAAACUCCAGUGAAGGAAAACUCUAACCAGGUUAAAACUCCAGCGAAGGAGAACUCUAACCAGGUUAAAACUCCAGCCAAGGGAACCCCUUCUCAGGCUAAAACUCCGGCAAAGGAAACUCCUACCCAUGCUAAAACUCCGGCGAAGGAAACUCCUAUCCAGGCUAAAACUCCGGCGAAGGAAACUCCUAUUCAGGCUAAAACUCCGGCGAAGGAAACUCCUAUUCAGGCUAAAACUCCAGUCAAGGGAACCCCAUCUCAGGCUAAAACUCCGGCCAAGUUAACGCCUACUCAAGCUAAAAUUCCAGCGAGGGAGACGCGUACUCCAGCCAAGGAAACACCUACUGCAGCCAAAACUCCGGCUAAAACUCCAGCCAAGGAGAAACCUAUUCCGGCCACAACUCCAGCGAAGGAGAUGCCUGCUCCGGUUAAAACUCCAGCGAAAGAUAAAACUACGGCCAAGGCAACGGGUUCUCCUGCACCGGUGAAAACUCCCAAAGAGCCUUCUUCGGCAGAAACGCUCGUCAAGGAAACCACUGCUACAGUAAAAACCCCGGCUAAACAAAUUCUUGCUUCAUCUAAGACUCCUGUUAAAGCCAAAGAAACUUCGACUCCAGCUAAGACGAAGAACUCACCGUCUCUGACUGAAAUUUCGGCAGUGGAUGCCAUGGGUCAAGCAAUAACCCCUGGACAGGAUAAAGAGACUCCCGCGAAAUCGUUGACCUUAGGAAACUUAAAAUUGCCAAACAAGAGAGAACGAAGAGCUAUGAAGAAGGCCAAGGAAAAUCAAGCACCGGAAGAGUCGGGGGUUUCCGAAGUAGCUGGUGAAGCUACAUCUAAGGAUUCACAAGCUCGAGAUGAACUCGUUGAUGCAAAAGCAGCCAAAGCUCUAGCGAGGAAGUUAAGAUGGAAACAAAAGAGAGAUGAAUUUAAAAAGGAAAGAGCUGCAGCGCAGGCCAAAAAUAAUGGAAAUAGGGAUUCGCAAUUAAAUAACGAAACCUCAAUAAUGGAAAAGGAGUCGAAGGGUGUAGAUAAUAAAACAGUCGUACACGACAUGAUGAAAUAUCUUACCUCUAGACAAAUCGGACUGGCGUUAAAUCGAUCUCCGAAAAGUAAAUCGAAUGCCGCAUUGGCCGAAGAAGAAAGAUAUGUCGAAGUUCGCAAGAAGCUAGUAGCCAGUGGGAAAACAGAUGAAGAAAUCGAUCGAGAUCUUCCUAGGAUAAUGAUGGCGAUCCAGAAGCGUUUAGAGCAAACUCGAUGCCUUAGGUGUCGUAAAAGGGGACACAUGCAGAGAGACUGUCCUAUUUCUGGGCUAAGACCGGUCAGCAAAUGCUAUAAAUGCGGAGACACGACGCACACUAUUAAAGAUUGUUCCAUCAAGGAAGAGGUUUACACCUAUGCCGAGUGUUUCAUUUGUCGCCAGACUGGUCAUCUUACUCGAAAUUGUCCUAGUAACCCAAAAGGGAUUUACCCUCAUGGUGGUGCAUGUUUCAAAUGCGGUGACAAUAGUCACUUGAGCAAAUUUUGUCCUGGUACCAAACGAUCCCAGGAAGAAAAGGAAACGUCAGAAGUUAUUCAUAAGAAAGUUGUCGCUGGCGUACUGAACGUUAAACAAUCAGCUGAUGCUGACGUCAUGGAGGAUACCGUUGGACAGACUCACAACCAAACUCCAAAGCAAGGAAAUAAAAAGCGAGUCGUGAAAUUUUGAUGCAUUGACUAGUGGUGUUCUAAACGAUUACGUAUACACCAUAUGCUGUCCUAAUCGGAUUCUUGUGAAUUGACUUACGGGAAAUACACGGUUCUUCAAGA